UAGAGUUUAGUCGUAGCGACUAAAUUUUUAGGCAUGCAAAAGUCGGUGAUAGUCAGCGAGUUUCCGUAAUCAGUGGCUUAUGUUAUGUAUGUUUAAAGUUCGAUAUGUAUUUAUUACAAUGGGAGAUGAGUUGAGUUUGAGUGUUCCAGUAAGAAAAGGGAGAAUAUUACGUGUGUUCUUUGCAUAAAUGAGAUUUCUAAACAUGCCGAGAGAAAAAAUGGUUAAGCAGAAACGUAUAGAUGAGUUCUUUAAAUCGACAAAUAGUAGCCGAAAACUGGACAAUAUUAAAAAGAAUUCUGCAUUAAGUGUCACUCCUCGCACCCCAAAUAAAACGAAAUUGAAAAGAUUACAGCGUACAAAGCAUGCAAUUAAACAUCUCAAAUCCAGUCAGCUAAAUUUAGAUGAUGACAAAGAUGUCGAAAUAAUAUCUCAAGAAAAUAAUACUUUGUGUUAUGAAAAAGAGGGGGUAGAUAAGUAUAUUUCAUUGUCAGAAAGUAAUAUCAGCUAUGAUCCAACAUCAUUGUGUACAAUUACAUAUGAUAGUGCUGCUGAAUUAUCCCAAGAAGAGUUAGCAUUUGAAAAAUACAAUAAUGAUGUAUUACCUAUAAAUAAAUUGAAAAAGGAUAUACCAAAUGGAAAUGAUAGUGAUAAUGGAGUUCUUGAGAAUACACCACUCAAGAAACAGCCAACAUGUGACAAAAAUAUAUCUCCAAUAGCUAAUUCUAAUAGUUCACCUUCUACGUUUAAAAAAUCAAAGUAUUCUCCAAAAAUGUCAUCUAAUAUAUCUCCAAACAAACAUGUAGCUAGAAAAUUAUUUGAUCAAUUUGUAAAUAUUGAUAUUGUAAGGACUGUUAUUGAACAUAUGAACCUAGUAAAGCAAGGUGCUAUUGUACCAAAUAAUUUUAACAUGGAAGAAAUAUAUUUUAGUAAUACAUUUGAGUAUCGUUAUAGUCAGAUAAAUACUAAAGCUUCAGUAAAAUAUGAACUAAAUAAUGUGAAUUUGCCUAGCGAUCUUAAUGCAAAAAUUCUAAUUGGUUCUAUUCUCACAGUCUUGUCGAAACCUUAUAAUUGCAGUUACUUUGAAGAGAAUGAAUUGGAUUUUAUAUAUUGCAUUCUCACCCUUCCUGAAAAAGCUCAAAAAUUAUUGGCCCGCAUGAUAAAAAGGAUGAGAGGGUGGCACCGUAAAGAUUCUAUAAAUUAUCCAGAUAUAUCCUCUAAUUUGAAGGAUGUCUUUGACCUUCUCGAAUCACGAUGUAUUUGUACGUAUGACUUAAAAGAUGAAAGUUUAGCUGCUGUACUUGAUCUAUUACAAGUAAAAGAACUUCAUCAACUUAGUCGAAGCAUGAAAAUAGAUUGCAAAGGGAAAAAAGAAAUCAUUGUUGACAAAUUGAUUAAAUUAUCAAGAAAAAAGACUUUGUUUCCUGGAAUGAAGAGUCCAAGUAGUGUUUUGUACGAUUGUAUUUUCAAAAUAUUGAAUUGUGUACGUAUAACAGACAGAACAUGGAAUAUUAUUGAUAUAAUAAUGACUUUGCUAUUACCAAAUGAGGAUCCUCAAAUGAGCAUGUCAGAUAUAUUCUUCAAGCUAGGUGAUAUUUAUUUGGGAAAAGCAGUGUUUCCCAGUACACCAAAGGAUCAAUUUCCACUAUUUUCGUCUAGACCACAUUUAUUAAUUUACGUAAAUGUCAAGUCUGAAUUGUCUACAAUGUUGAACUUAAUUGAAAAAGGAGACUGGGAACGGGUGCAAACAUAUGGAAACACAGCAAUGGAGACAUUACCAAACAUACUAAAGACCGAAUUGUUAAGACUAGAAAAUUCUAUACUUCCUAUGCAUGUGAGAAAAUUUCUACCAGGAUAUGUAUGGUUGAAAAUACUUUCAAAAAGUAUAGAAGCAUUUAAAAGAAAAAAAGACACGGCGAAAGUCGUGGAUAUCUUAAAUUUCUUGAUAAAACAAAACUGUCAUAUGAACUCGUCUAAAGGAAAAUGGUACUGCGAAUUAGCUCUUGUUAAAAUGCACCAUGACAAAGAUUUAGAUUCUAGUGCAUUAAUAACAAUUGAAGCUUUGGGUUGUGAAUAUUUAUCGCAAGUAGACAAAGUAGACCUCUUGCAGAGAGCAGACAGGAUUUUAAAUAGAAAGACGGGUGUAACGUUACAAACAAAAACGAAUAUUAACAAAGUAUUAAAUACUCAUUACCAUGAAAUGUGUACUUUUAAACCUGCAUCUAAUAUUAUUUCGGCUGUUGCAAUGCCAAAAGCUCCACAAGGUGGUAAAAGUACUUGGCUCAUAAAAAGUAGUGAUCACGAUAAUAAUUAUGGAACAGUAGAAACGGUUGCUUUGUACCAUUAUAUGGAACAGAACUUUCCCAACGGAUUACACUGUGAAGGGAAUUUACCAAUUCUUUUAUUCACGACUUUAUUCUGGGAGGAAUUGUAUGAAGAAAACAUUCCUGGAGCAUUUGCGACUCCUUACGCAAUUGCUCCUUCUGAUUUAUACACCAAAAAUUUCUAUGAAAAUAGAAAACUUCGCAUUGAUAUGAAGCUGCGCUUCCUGGAUUCUUUUAAUGCAGAUCCAGCAUCUUUCAGCAGUUGGAUGGAACAGAGGUUUAAAACUUAUAAACAAUAUCAGUCUUUAAUGCCAAGAAAUUUGCUGGAGCAUGACAUUUAUAUGAAAGAAAUUGUGUAUUGUUUAGGAGUGCAAGGUGUUAUAGGGAUCUGUAGACGAAUGAUAGAAAACUUUAAGCUUUGGUCGGCUGGAUUUCCUGAUUUAAUUGUAUGGAAUUAUGAUACGAGACAGCAUAAAAUUGUAGAGGUAAAAGGUCCUAAAGACAUCCUUUCGACAAAGCAACUACUAUGGUUGAAGUAUUUGAAUGAAAUUGGGCUUAAUACCGAAGUAUGCCAUGUUCAAGAUAAAAAAAUGUAGAGCCAUUUGAGGACUGUGAAUAGAUUAUUGCAUGCAUAUUUAUAUUUACUUUCAAGAGAUAAGUUUCGAAUGUGACAAUAUUUAUAUUUUUAACAUAGGACAUUAAAAAAUUUUUUUGUUAUAAAACCUUUCAAAUAACUAACUUACGCAAAGUUUCUCGUGGCGGGAGUUAUCUCCAAAUUAAAUUCAGCAACUGGUACACCGCGUUUUGCUGCUUGCGGUGCAAACAUCGCUGCAGGAUAUACAAUUGAAGAUGUACCAAUAAUUAAGCAAGCGUCACAAUUUUCCACUGCAUCAUCUAGCAUUUAAGAUAAAAAAAGAAUAUUUUAACACGUUAUUUGUAAACUGAAACUGUACAAAUUUUUAAUGUCUUACAUUGUUGCACAUUAUGUACAUUGUUAUAUAAUAUAAAUUUUUAUCUAUUUGUAUAUUUACUUA
Megalopta genalis is the source of this 3355-nucleotide messenger RNA. RefSeq names its product fanconi-associated nuclease 1. Gene Ontology annotation, molecular function: 5'-flap endonuclease activity; 5'-3' exonuclease activity; flap-structured DNA binding. Gene Ontology annotation, biological process: interstrand cross-link repair. Gene Ontology annotation, cellular component: nucleus. Lineage: Eukaryota; Metazoa; Arthropoda; Insecta; Hymenoptera; Halictidae. The record is from RefSeq and is a predicted model, not a curated record.